AGCUUCUUUGGCCCCAACUGCCUCUCCAACUUUCCAGUCAUCUCUUUAUUUUUCUUAGUCUCCCUGCUUUUCUCUUUUUCCCUCUUUCUCUCCAUACCUGUAGCCUACCAACAGCUGUUUGGAUGUUUUAUUUUUGCAUUUACAAACUGUUGUUAUUUUCUUCGCCAACACCAACAGAUUUAUAAACAUUAUGGAUGUGAGUUUUUCAGGGUGAAAUAUUCUCGGGGCUCUGCCCUCGCGCUACGCUGUAAGAGUGACCACAUGAGUUCAGCUGGGUGAGACAAGACCCCCACGGUGCACAUCGGAGUAGCCUACUACCAGCUCAUGUGCUGCCUGCUACCAUGGAGCGGUCAUCGGUUGGUCUGCUGCUCCUCGCGCUCUGCCUUUUACUUACUCAGCGGGAGAAAUCCCACAUGUCACUUCAUCUGGGAGCUGCAGAGGGCGGAGCUAGAGUGUCACAAUCAGCUGGAGAAACAAUCACUAGAGCCUCCCGGGUGUGGUGGUCUAUGGGACAACAUCUCAUGCUGGGCCUCAGCAGCAGUAGGGGAAGAGGUGACUCUCUCCUGCCCCCCUGCUCUCACACACCUCUUCGGACGACAUGGUACCUUUAGUAGGAACUGUACUGAGGCUGGCUGGUCUGACAUCUACCCCAGCAUCAGCACGGUCUGCUGGUCCAGCGACAACAAACCUAACAAGCUGCUGUUCUACUCAGUGGUGAAGACUCUGUACACUCUGGGCCACAGCCUCUCAAUUAUUGCUCUCGUCACCUCUACAUUCACCCUCUGUCUGAUCAGGAGGCUCCACUGCACUAGGAACUACAUCCAUGUGAACCUGUUUGUGUCGUUCAUCUUGCGAGCGGUGGCUGUGCUGGUUAAAGACUCUGUCAUCUUCUCCCAGAACCAAAACACUGACUGUAGCACACAGCCCUCACUGGUGGGCUGUAAGGUCAGUUUGGUGAUGUUUAACUAUUUCAUAAUGGCUAACUUCUUCUGGCUGCUGGUGGAGGGGCUCUACCUACAGACACUGCUCCUGGUAACCUAUUCAUAUACACACCUCGCUGUCUACCUCACAAUCGGCUGGGGGUUACCCUCAGUAUUUCUGGUGAUCUGGAUCUUCUGUAGGAUGUAUCUGGAAGACACCGACUGCUGGGAGAGGAAUGACAUUCCUACCCCUAGGAGGGUGAUCAACUGGCCCAUAAUGGCAUCUGUGAUAAUCAACUUUGUUCUGUUCAUCAGUAUCAUCCGUAUCCUGGUCCAGAAACUACUCUGCUCUGACGUGGGCGGGAACAACCAAUCACAGUACAGGUGUCUGGCUAAGUCCACCCUGCUGCUGAUUCCUCUCUUUGGAGUCAACUACAUGGUGUUUGUCUACCUGGUGGAGACAGAGAGCGACAGGAUGGCAGAAUACAAGAUUAUCUUUGACCUGGGACUGGGGUCAUUCCAGGGUCUGGUGAUAGCUACUCUCUACUGCUUCCUCAACACCGAGGUCCAAGGGGAACUGAAGAGGAUGUGGAGGAGUGUGUCAUUAAAGCAUUACAUCGGGCGGGACUGCCUUCUACAUAAUGCGUCAAUCAGCCGUAACUCCACCCACUUCAAGCGGAACUCCAGAGCCCAGUCCAUCCUGCAGACGGAGACCACUUCACUGUGACCCGGAAGUAGUUUCACCUCUGUGGCCUGGAAGUGGAUCUAACACAAUAUAACCUGGAAGUGGAACUAACCCUGUCUUUGACCAUGAAGUGAAGCUGGGGUAAAUCAACCAACACAAGUUGAGGGUCAGCUGAAAAGUAGUGGAACACUCUAAUAAAAGACAGUCAACGUUUGAUCAGCUUUUAUCCACACUGUGUGUGUGUGUGUGUGUGUGUGUGUGUGUGUGUGUGUGUGUGUGUGUGUGUGUGUGUGUGUGUGUGUGUGUGUGUGUGUGUGUGUGUGUGUGUGUGUGUGUGUGUGUGUGUGUGUGUGUGUGCGUGUAAUGUGUUCUGAAAGCUAAUAUAGAACAUCAUAUAUCCUAUGUUUAUGAGGCAGAAGCCUGGAGCACUGAGCUUUCUGUUUUCCACUGGAAUGGGCUUGGUAUUCCAGGUAUUAUAUAUCUAUAUAUAUAUAUAUACACACACACACACACACACACACACACACGUUAACAUUGCCAAAUAAAGUG
Oncorhynchus tshawytscha (Chinook salmon) is the source of this 2154-nucleotide messenger RNA. Its product is annotated as vasoactive intestinal polypeptide receptor 2-like. The transcript is spliced from 13 exons. Gene Ontology annotation, biological process: cell surface receptor signaling pathway; adenylate cyclase-modulating G protein-coupled receptor signaling pathway. Gene Ontology annotation, molecular function: G protein-coupled peptide receptor activity; vasoactive intestinal polypeptide receptor activity; peptide hormone binding. Lineage: Eukaryota; Metazoa; Chordata; Actinopteri; Salmoniformes; Salmonidae. The record is from RefSeq and is a predicted model, not a curated record. Gene Ontology annotation, cellular component: plasma membrane. Bases 325 to 1647 code for a protein of 440 amino acids.